Messenger RNA from Oppia nitens, 1428 nucleotides. Its product is annotated as zinc finger protein 675-like. NCBI's taxonomy places the organism in Eukaryota, Metazoa, Arthropoda, Arachnida, Sarcoptiformes, Oppiidae. Gene Ontology annotation, biological process: regulation of transcription by RNA polymerase II. Bases 1 to 1428 code for a protein of 475 amino acids. The transcript has a single exon. Gene Ontology annotation, molecular function: DNA-binding transcription factor activity, RNA polymerase II-specific; RNA polymerase II cis-regulatory region sequence-specific DNA binding. Gene Ontology annotation, cellular component: nucleus. The record is from RefSeq and is a predicted model, not a curated record.
AUGACAUCAAUGGUUGUGACAAUUGAAGACAUUUUGGAUCAAUUGUGGAGUGAAAACAAACGACUUCUCAAAGAGUUAUUGUUUGCCAACAAAUGUCUGAAUAUUUUGGAUGAAUUGAAAUCAGAAUUGAAUUUAAUUUACAAGAAAUUUGAAACACAACUGAACACUGAAGACAAGUUCAACCAAUUGAGAGAUCAAUUGAAUAAUAUUUGCGAUCAAAGACAUGAUAAAGAUUUUGCAGAAACUAAUCGGAAAACAUGUUAUAUAAGCGAUACAAAUGAUACAAAAGUUGUGGAUAAGUCUGAUUCAGAAGAUAUACAAGAAGUUGUUAACAAUAAUCAAGUCAUUGAUAACCACAAAGAUGUUAUUGUUGUCCAAAGAUUAACUGAUACAGUGAUCAAUAGUAGUAGUAGUAGUAGCGACCAACAAAGUGUUAAACUCUUACCUCCGAUGAAACCGCAGCCAUCAGUUAGUCGCGAUAAUCUCAAAAUUGCUGAUAAAUGUAUAAACAAUAAAGUGAUUACAAGUAAAGAUUGCUUUGACUCGACAACCAAUUCAUAUAUUUGUCGGCAAAAUAAUUGUAACAAAUCUAUCAAAAAUUUGAAAAUAUUUUUGUCGCACCAAAAGAUAUGUAAACCCAUUGAAAAGAUUCAAAAAAAGAAACUGAUUUUUGAUAAAAAUAGUGGAAAAUAUAAAUGUCGUUACGACGGCUGCGAUAAGAAAUAUUGUGGAAAAGGUAGUCUACGGUCACACGAGAGGAUAUAUCACGAAAGGGAUACAACAAAGUGGUUGUAUUGUCAGUACAGUGACUGUCAGUUUCAAUGUCUUAGCGAAUACCCAAUGAAAUUACAUCUCAAUGGCAAACAUUCGGACGUUAAGACAUUUGUCUGUUCCUACAGUGGAUGUUAUAAAACUUUCAAAACAAAGAAGUGUUUACAAAUACAUUCACAUAUUCACACAAAUACUGUACAUAAAUGUGAUGUCGAUGGCUGUGAAAGAAAGUUCAGUCAAAAAAAUAAGUUGACGAGACAUAUGGCCGAACAUAAGAACGAACCGACACUUAAGUGUCCAAUAAAGGGAUGUCUGGAUAAGUUCUUCAAUGAUAAAGAGAUAUUCAGACAUCGGAGGAAAGUCCACAAUAUAAUGAAUCGGAAAGAUAUUAAACGCAGAUGUGAUUGGCCCGGAUGUGAUUGGAUCGGCUUUGGUCUAAGUUUUCAUAAAAGACAACAUUUGGGAGAAAAACCAUUUGUCUGCGAUUGGCCUCAAUGUGACAAACGGUUUAUAACAUCGGGAAAUCUUAAGAACCAUUUGAAUGUUCACAACAAUGUUAAACCAUAUGUAUGUCUUUGGCCCGGAUGUGACUACCGGUGCGCUAAUGGGGGUAAUAUUAUUACACAUAGAAAAAGAGUACACGAAAAGAAGUUAUGA